AUGAUUGAUGCGGGAUUAGAUGUUCUUAAGGUGCUUACGAAAUUACAAAAAACGAAACAGAAACGUCGACCACGCGCGGUUCAUGGACAACACAACCGACUGGAUGCUGCGGCUGGACUAGUAACGCGCGGAUCAACAAGAAGAAAAAAAAGAACUACACUAGUAAUCCCUACCCCCUUGUUCCCUAGUACACUAUCUACCCGUCUCCCCUGCUACGCCCGAACCCCGCAGCCGCCUCAGAAUUUCGACACCGCUCGCCCUGCUGGUGCACCCACCUGCUUCACGACCCCGAAGACGAGGACCAGAGAACAAGAGGAGGCUUGAGGAGCAUCGGAUAAAAGAGUUUUUUCUGACAACGUGAACUCCGUCGUUUCUGACAACCUGAACUACUUGCACAAGAACGUCCGGAACCACACGUCGAACAACAGCUCCGCCAGAACUUUCUCUGAAAGCCAGAACUUCUCCUUUCGUUUACAAGUACAAGGCUUCAUUUCACCGUGCUGCCUCUUCGUUCCGGCCGCGCGACUGCACAGUGGUAGUGGAAACAAGUACCGGAAAACGGAAGAGGAGGAAAAGAGUGUCACACCACAAACGACAGUCACGACACAAACGGACAGGCAUUUGCUGUCAGCAGACAAAGAAGAUGAGCUAUGGGAUCUGUGGGCAGCAGAGCCGUAUAGGAAUUAGAACUGAAGUGCAUCGCUGUCCUCCCCUUUCUAUCUGGUUCAAUUCCCGCGUUCUGAAUUUCAAUUUCAGUUCCCUGCUUUGCUAAGUAGCCCCACUAGUAUUCAAUUUCAAUUUAUUACAAGUGCCGCCCCUCCGUACUGACGUUUGAGAACGCGUUUAGUAGACGAGGAGGCACUGAUUCUGAUCAGCCUGAGCCAUUGCACUGGUUGCAGCCUCGACCGGCGUAGUGAUGCAACAAUCCUGCGGUCGGCGAGAAUACUUCGCCUCUGCAUCUCAUGCCUACAAUCUAAACCUUCAAAGAUAAAGAACUUCAACCAGAGAGGGCACUAGAAGUACUGGAGCUGACAAAAGAUAGUUUGUCAAGCAUGUAUUAUGAUUGGAAACAAACUCGGGAUCAACGAGCUUUGCAAAAAGGUGCGGUUUGGCACGUGGCAAUGGGG
Messenger RNA from Amoebophrya sp. A120, 1127 nucleotides. The record is from the annotation of a GenBank genome assembly. Lineage: Eukaryota; Dinophyceae; Syndiniales; Amoebophryaceae.